Brassica rapa (field mustard) is the source of this 5112-nucleotide messenger RNA. RefSeq names its product protein ACCELERATED CELL DEATH 6. Gene Ontology annotation, cellular component: plasma membrane. The record is from RefSeq and is a predicted model, not a curated record. Lineage: Eukaryota; Viridiplantae; Streptophyta; Magnoliopsida; Brassicales; Brassicaceae. Gene Ontology annotation, molecular function: protein binding.
AUGUUUGGUCUCUCCACGUUACAUUGAAACAAUCAUCAAAUCCUUGUGUCUAACAUACUCUUUAAUAUCUCUGCCGUGGUCGACGAGGAGUUUCUCACUAAGUGAAAGAACUUCUGGAUUCCAGACUAAUUGUGAACUGUCUUCGAGUAGAAAAAGGUAUAUAUGCUAGCUUUUUUUUUCCCUUUGUGUGACAAAAUGAUUUUAUAUAGCUAAUGGCUUAAAGGAGUCAUAAGAGGAUCGUGCGUUAUGUGCUUUUGUGCUGCCUACAAAGGAACUCAGGUUUGCGAUUGGACCUACAUAUAUAAUGUCCUAGCAGGCAGAGCCGGCCCUAUGGGGAAGCAGACCAAGCAUGUGCUUCCGGCCUCAAUAUAAUAAUUAACAUUUCGGCCACAUUGUUGAAUAUAAUCCUUCAGCAGAUUUGGUUCUGCAUCUUUAAGAAUAGGGAAGAGGUACCAGGUUCGAAUAUUUCUUUCCACAUUUACGUUUUUUCUUUGUUUUGUUUUAAUUUUAUAAAUUUAUUAGGCCCAAAAAAUUAUUUAGCUUGUGGCCCAUAUAAUGUCAGGACCGGCACUGCUAGCAGGUUGAUGUAAUAUUUUCAAUUUCCUUUCCACAGGUGGUAAGCCCCGACCGCGUACCAGCAUCAUGCUUCUAGGACAAACAAAGCGCCCACCGGAGUAAAUUUUUAUUGGAGUCUGUAUGCACAUGAUGUCAUGAAUUCAGUAAGAAUUUCUUUCUACUUUGCAUAUUGUACUUAAAUUCAAACUGUGUUACCUCUAACGUGAAGAUGAUUAGCCAACAUGGAGACUGCAUACGACAAGGGUUGCAAGAGUAUCUGGGUUUUUAUAGCAUCCUACAGUGACCACAAACUAAUUUUCACACUUGCACAUAUACAUAAAAAAUCCAAGAAAGCCGUGCAGUGUGAGAAAUCAAGCAACAACAAUACAACAUUGAUCUAUAAGAACUUUGAUGCAUGUCAAAUCUGAUGGAUUGUAAAGGAAAACACAAGGAUUUUGAUAAGUUUGUUUGGUGACUCAGUCUCUUACCUAUUCACAUGGUUUCUUUAGCUGGACUAAAAGCGUUCAAUAUAGAUGUUUUCUUUUCCUCCAGUUGAAUAUUGUAUGUUCUAUGGAUGCUACAGUUAAAUUGACUUGCGGAAGCAAGGUUCAGCUCUAAAGACACUCAAUCGAAAAGGAUUUAGCUGGCAACAUCAUUGGAUGAUCUAUACGUGGACGGCAUAGAAAAGCUUUCACGGUCACUCAAACGCGUAUUGUACAAGUAAGGAAACAAAAACAAUCUUUCAUGCUUUUAAUAUUUUUGGUUGCUGUGAAUUCUAACCUCAGUUCUUUUUAUUCACUACAAGAUCGAUGCUCCACUGAAUGAGAGGGAUGGAAGACUUCUAAUGAUGGUUAUACUUCUCCACCACAAUGGAGCUGCGAAAAUAGGAACAAGCUUCCAGUAAAUUAAGGUCUGGUUAAUGUGUUUGUCACUGGUUGUUCCCAACUCUGAUUGUGCUAUGUACAAUUAUACCAGUGUUUGUCUCAAGCUGUCUAAUUAUUUCUCUAACGAUCUAUAACUAUUCGGAUGAAGAUGAGACGCUAAGAAGGAUGAUAUACUAGGUAUGUUUUCACGUGCUAUCUAGCGGCUGAGGAAGUUUGCAACUAACUAUCUUAUUAUAUAAGAUACAAUCAUGUGUCAGACGUGGCCUACACAUAAUUUUUUUUAACUCACUGAACUUUCAUAUAUCUUUUUAUUUAGUGUUAGUUGGAUUGCUAAGUAAUCAGUAAGGCCUUAUUACAAUCUAAAUUUGAUGUCUUGUUUGCAAUUUCUAUUUUCUAAUAUUGGGAAAGUUUGGUGAUCAAAUCGGACUGGAUGGGAAGAUUUUAGCUGACGGAGAAACAAAGAAUUAUCAAAGAUAAAUUUACAAUUGUAAGAGCUCCCACAUGCAUCACAUGGUCUGUAAAAAAGAAUAUUCUUUGCUUAGAACAUAACAUAAUUGUUACAGGUAAGGUGUUAUCGCAAAAUGAUUACAAAAUUACACUAACUCACUUUCCAAUUUUUAGUUUCUUUCUCCUUAUUUUCAAAAAAGUUUAUUACUUCCUUUAAUAUUCACUUCAUAACUGUAAUUUUAUUUUAUAAACUCAUAAAAUAUGUUCAUUAGGCCUUUUAUAUUUGUAUUCGUCAUGCUUCACUUCAUAUUUGUUAUUGGCCAUGCUCUGCGUUUUUUUCAAGAUCACUAAUGUUAAAGAAAGGAUAAAAAAUGAUCUCAGCAUAUCAAUGAUAAUGUCAGUGCAAAAAAGAGAGAUAAAUGAAAAUGUAAAGCCGAAUUUAAGCCAAAUUGUUAUAUGUAAAUAUGGAUAGAAUUGGUUAAACAUGUAUUAUAUAAAACUACAUAUAUAAAUAUAAUUACUGGAUGAAUUAAUGUUAAGUAGUCCAAACCAUAAAAUAUCACACAUGGCUAAUAAGUUUAAAUGCUAUUUUCGUGAUUAAAACUGGAUGUUAGUUAGUUGGCUAGUAAUAUUAAUAAAUUGGAUUAAUUAUUUUCUAAAUACUAUUUUAGUGAUAAAACUAAAAAGUGCUAUUUGUGAGAUUUGCCAAAAAAAAAUAAAAUACAAGUUGUAUGGUAAAUUGUUUUUUUUAUCUAGUUGGAAUAAUUAAAGAUCAAGUCACUUCCAUGUAUCCUUUCGUAUAUCAAAAGUUGCAUUGAAACUAAAAUCGCUGGGAGAUUAUUUUACUGAUCUGAGCACGUCUAAAUAUUCCUGACCUGCUCAUAAAUUAAAGAAUAUGCUAUUUUCGGGUGAUAAAUUUGCAUUCUAUCAAACCCUUAGUGUGCUGUAGCAAAUUCAGUGGUAACAGAAAAUAGCUGGUAUUAUUUUCACUACAUUAUAUCAAUUAUUCCCAUUUUAACAUAAAUGAUCAUUUCAUUCACUGAUAUAAUAGCUAGAAAUAUUUUCAGAUUCGAUAUUAUCAAUGGGAAGGCCUGAUGUGGACUUUGAUGGACGAGUAGCACAACCUUCAAUACCACCAAUAAACAAUGUUAUAUCCACACCAUCUCUCAAUGGUGAAACUAUAUCGAUGGAUCCAAAGACGAUGUCUGCCGUAAGAGCGGGUAAUGUAAAUUACCUGAGAGAUAACUACAGCUACGUUAGACUUGCUCCACGCUUAGUGACCAAUCAUGGAAAUACAAUGCUUCAUCUUGCUGCAUCAUCGGGUCAUGCCAGUCUAGUCCGUUAUCUGAUCAACCAAUGCCCAAGUUUGCUGAUGAAGUCAAACCUGAUGGAUGAAGUUGUUCUCCAUGUUGCAGCAAGAACAGGCCAUCUUGAUGUUAUGUUGAAUCUAGUUGAUUUCAUAAUAGAGAUAUCUCGUAAUGCUGUCGGUGUUGCAAAAAGGAUAUAUUUUGCUAAGAACAAAAACCAAGACACUGCUUUGCAUGUUGCCUUAAAAGAGAAACACAUGUUGGUCGCUUCCUAUUUGGUCUCUACAGAGAAAGAUUUGUCUUUCGUUGCCAACAGCGAUGGGUUUUCUCCCUUGUACCUUGCUAUAGAAGCUGGACAGGCAGAUCUUGUAACAGCUAUGUGUCACCAAUCAUCUGAUUUACGUUCAAAGGUUGGAGGAAGAUCCAUCGUACAUGCGGCACUGAAAGCUAAGAGGAAAGAUAUCCUUACUGCUUUACUCAGAAAAGAUGCAAGUCUUAUUGACUUGAGAGAUGAAGGACGGACUUGUCUUUCUUUUGGAGCGUCCAUAGGAUAUUAUGAAGGGAUCUGCUAUCUCUUGGACAAAUAUCUAGACAUGGUUUAUCUCAGCGAUGAUGAUGGCUUGUUUCCCAUUCAUAUGGCGGCCAAAUAUGGCCAUGUCAAAAUUCUUGAGGAAAUACUUAAACGUUGUCCAGAGGCACUUGAGCUGCUUGACAAAGACGGUCAAAAUGUUCUUCACGUUGCAGCAAGGAAUGGAAAACUUGAACCCAUCAAGUUUAUCCUAAGAAUUUAUAAGGAUAAGAACAAGAAAAAGUUGGUUAAUGAACAAGAUGUGGAUGGAAAUACACCGUUGCAUCUAGCCACCAAAAAUUGGCACCCUAAAGUUGUUAGUAUGCUUACUUGGGACAAUAGAGUUGACCUUACGAAAACAAACAACAAGGGUUUCACAGCUUUGGAUGUCGCCGAGGAUAACAUUGUUUCAAACUAUGUAUUCCAUCAGAGAUUGACUUGGUUGGCUUUGCGGAGUGGUGGUACACCAAGGAGUCCAACUACAAAUGAUCGUAGAAUAAUCAUGAAGUUAGCAGAUGGUGGGAGGUACAAAGAUCAAGUCAAUACUCUUCUGCUGGUUGCAACUCUUGUAGCCACCAUGACUUUUACUGCAGGACUCACAUUACCAGGUGGUUACAACGGUUCUGCUCCCAACUUGGGAAUGGCCGUUUUGACCAAGAAAACAGCUUUCCAAGUCUUUCUUGUAUGCGAUACAUUGGCAAUGUACUCUUCCAUCAUUAUUAUAGUUGCCCUCCUUUGGGCACAGCUCGGUGAUAUUUCUAUCAUACUCAAAGCGUUCUACAUGGCACUUCCAUUUCUCGGACUUGCGCUUACGUCAAUGUCGAUAGCGUUUAUGGCUGGCACAUAUGCAGCGGUAAGCCACGUCCCUUUGCUUGGUUGCUUCGUUUUGGGUAUCGGUGUCAUCUUCCUGCUGGUCUUGUUGCUGUUCCUUGUUCCUUACGUGGCUCCAAUUGGUAAUAUCCAAUCCAUUCUCGGACACCUUUUAUACUACCCCUAUUUCCUUAGGCUUUUGGCUGCUGGUGACAACAUCAACAAUAAUGACUAGAGAAUCCUGGCUAAGCAACUUUCAGGUUUCUUGUUAGUAACUCUGACCUCCAAAUAAAACUUAACUUUCAUGGUUAUCUUUAUAUAUAAAGUUGGGUUUGCUUCCCUCCUAGGCUGUCCACGUAGGUGGACACGUCACUAAUUCGAGUCUUGAGAAGCCGACACGUAUCUCUUUUAUUCGAUCCGCUGCGUUUCAUUUAUUCGUUUGGGCUUUGUGUUAAAUGUUAUUUUUAUAUUGUAAACUAAAUUGUGAUAUAUUUUCGUAAUAAUUAACUUAAUAUAGUAAUAUGUUUGACAUUUUCAUACA